Prunus armeniaca (apricot) is the source of this 174-nucleotide messenger RNA. NCBI's taxonomy places the organism in Eukaryota, Viridiplantae, Streptophyta, Magnoliopsida, Rosales, Rosaceae. The record is from the annotation of a GenBank genome assembly.
AUGGAAAUAAUCUCAUCUCCUCCAGCAACCUCAACAAACAGUUCGAGAUUGCACUCCAUAGAUGUCCCCGAGUCUGACAUUGGAGCUCAUUUUGGAAUGUUAUUGGAGAAAGAGGAAGGUUCAGAUGUAACUUUCAAUGUGCGUGGGGUAAAGUUUCAUGCUCUCCACGAGUAG